UGUAUCGGCAUUGGCAUAUCAACUGCAUCACUGUUUGCAUAUUUAUGGGGUGCAUACAGUAGUGUAAGAAUAAUAUGUGGAGUUAUUGCUGCGCGGAUGAUAUUCUCCACUGCCUGUUUAUACAUUCCAACAGAGAGUUUUGGAUUUUGGGCCUUACUCUGCCUUCAAAGUUCAUUAACCUCAGUCAGAGGCAGUUAUAUAACUGCUGCUCCUCUGAUAAUCGCCGAUCUAUUUGAAAACAGAACUCGAACUUUAAUACAGUGCAUCUUUUACAUCCUUUUUUCUAUUGCAUGUGCCGUGGGGUCCAUUUUUGGACCAUUUGUGACUGCCCUUUUGGGUUCCAAGUGGCGCAUUGCACUACAGGUGGACAUCUGGUUUGACCUGGUUAUGAUUCUGGUAUUUAUUUUACUGAUAACCAAACCAGGUGUAGGUGGCUUGGUGAUUAAUCCUACAAUUGAAAAGAAGAAAAGAAGCCUUAAAUUGGAUAUUUUGGACAUGAUUGUAAAUCGCAGCUUGAUUUGCUCGGUUGUCGGAUUUGGAGCUGCUUCUUUUGCUACUAAAGGGGCAUUUGUCUGGAUUCAAAUCCUAAUGAAGAGAGUCUACAAUGAGCAGGAGCGAUAUUACAUACUUGGAAGGAAUAUUGAGUACAGCACACUAUAUGAAUUAGGGAAAUGCGUGUCUGUUGUGCUUGGCAUUGUAUUGGGCACAGUGAUCAGUUCCAUUCGCCGAAAAGCGAAUCGACGAGCAGAUCCGAUACUGUGCGCCAUAGGACUUCUCCUGGCUAUUCCACUUAUGUGCUUGAGUAUUUUCCUAAUGAGGAUGAGUUUCUUCACAGCUCAAGUUUUCCUCUUUUUAAGUUGGAUUUGCCUGUCUCUGAACCAGGUCCCAGUAAACGAAAUUAUUCUGACAACAGUGCUUCCAACCCGCUUCGGUUGGGCAUUUUCUGAAAAGUCAGUUGUAGAAUCAAUAAUGGCAGAUAAAGGGGUUACAAAACUCUUGCAUUGGAUUUUUGAAAGACUAAAUAGAGCCGCACCAUACCUGUCCCAGAACAGUACAGAGAUCAUUCUCUUGAUUAUCCCAUUCAUGGCUUUCGUCGGAGCUGGAUUAUUUUUACUUACAAGUAAAUAUAUUGAAGAGGAUGAGAAGAAAGUAAAGCAAUUUAUGGAUACACCAGAUCCUGUGCUACCUUAGAAGAAGAAGGUACAUGGCUUUCGUCGGAGCUGGAUUAUUUUUACUUACAAGUAAAUAUAUUGAAGAGGAUGAGAAGAAAGUAAAGCAAUUUAUGGAUACACCAGAUCCUGUGCUACCUUAGAAGAAGAAGGUACAUGGCUUUCGUCGGAGCUGGAUUAUUUUUACUUACAAGUAAAUAUAUUGAAGAGGAUGAGAAGAAAGUAAAGCAAUUUAUGGAUACACCAGAUCCUGUGCUACCUUAGAAGAAGAAGGUACAUGGCUUUCGUCGGAGCUGGAUUAUUUUUACUUACAAGUAAAUAUAUUGAAGAGGAUGAGAAGAAAGUAAAGCAAUUUAUGGAUACACCAGAUCCUGUGCUACCUUAGAAGAGGAAGGUACAGCCUGAUGGUUACAGAUAUAGCUGUUCUAUACUGAAAGAAAAGGAAAAAACUUGUACACCAACAGCGCUGAGUAUUACCCCCAGCUUUUCUUCAGCAUCUUGGCUUAACUGACAACACUACAGGGGUAUGGUCCAGUUGAUCCAGGGACUAGUCCGAUUGCCAUCUUGGAGUCAGGAAGGAAUUUUUUCCCCUCAGCGGCAAAUUAGAGAGGCUUCAGAUGGGGUUUUUUGCCUUCCUCUGGAUCAACUAGUAGUUAGGCAGGUAAUAUAUAGGCAUUACGGUUGAACGUGAUGGACGUAUGUCUUUUUUCAACCCAGCUUACUAUGUUACUAUGUAUUCUCCAAAGUUUGGGUGAGAAAUCUGUAACUCAGCGUAACGACUAAUCCUGCCAAAACCAAAAGUCAAUGUGGACCAAAGAUGUGUACACCUUCUCCGCCAAAGUCAGAUUCUAUCCGGAAAGCACAAGCAAGUUACAACAAAACCAACGCUACAGAAGACUAAAAUACCCUUCGUGAAGUCUGAAGAAGUUGCUAUCUAUUGCCAUGAAAUUCGAAACCUGACUGUUUCCUUGGCCAUGUGCUUUUGAGAAUUAUUUAAUAAAUGAUAAUAAUAACUA
This is a messenger RNA of Xenopus tropicalis (tropical clawed frog), 2185 nucleotides long. Its product is annotated as protein spinster homolog 1-like. The transcript has 9 exons. Gene Ontology annotation, molecular function: transmembrane transporter activity. Gene Ontology annotation, biological process: transmembrane transport. Bases 97 to 1191 code for a protein of 364 amino acids. Gene Ontology annotation, cellular component: membrane. NCBI's taxonomy places the organism in Eukaryota, Metazoa, Chordata, Amphibia, Anura, Pipidae. The record is from RefSeq and is a predicted model, not a curated record.